Corylus avellana is the source of this 1861-nucleotide messenger RNA. RefSeq names its product DYNAMIN-like 1B (gene DL1B). Gene Ontology annotation, cellular component: cytoplasm; membrane; microtubule. The record is from RefSeq and is a predicted model, not a curated record. Lineage: Eukaryota; Viridiplantae; Streptophyta; Magnoliopsida; Fagales; Betulaceae. Gene Ontology annotation, molecular function: microtubule binding; GTP binding; GTPase activity.
AUGGAGAACCUGAUCACAUUGGUCAACAAGCUACAGAGGGCCUGUACUGCCCUUGGCGAUCACGGCGAAGAAAGCGCCUUGCCCACUCUCUGGGACGCAUUGCCUGCCAUUGCCGUCGUUGGAGGCCAGAGCUCGGGGAAGUCCUCUGUGUUGGAGAGUAUUGUUGGAAAAGACUUCUUACCUCGUGGAUCUGGAAUUGUUACUAGGCGUCCUCUUGUGUUGCAACUUCAUAGGAUUGAUGAAGGCAGAGAAUAUGCGGAGUUUAUGCACCUCCCUAGAAAGAGGUUCACUGAUUUUGCUGCCGUGAGGAAAGAGAUUUCUGAUGAGACUGAUAGAGAGACAGGCCGGACCAAACAAAUUUCUAGUGUUCCAAUCCAUCUUAGUAUCUAUUCCCCCAAUGUUGUGAACUUGACGCUGGUUGAUCUUCCUGGACUUACAAAAGUAGCUGUUGAGGGUCAACCAGAGAGCACUGUGCAAGACAUUGAGAACAUGGUUCGGUCCUUCAUUGAGAAGCCCAACUGUAUUAUUCUUGCAAUUUCUCCAGCCAAUCAAGAUCUUGCUACAUCUGAUGCCAUUAAGAUCUCUCGUGAAGUAGACCCUAAAGGGGAGAGGACAUUUGGAGUUUUGACCAAGAUUGAUCUUAUGGACAAGGGUACUGAUGCAGUUGAUAUCCUAGAAGGAAGAUCAUAUAAGCUACGGUUCCCUUGGAUCGGUGUUGUUAAUCGCUCUCAAGCUGAUAUCAAUAAAAGUGUUGAUAUGAUUGCGGCUCGGCGUAGAGAGCGUGAAUACUUUGCUAAUAGCCCAGAGUAUAAGCAUCUAACUAACAGGAUGGGUUCUGAACAUUUAGGAAAGAUGCUUUCUAAGCACUUGGAAACUGUUAUCAAGUCUCGAAUCCCAGGCCUUCAGUCUCUUAUCAACAAAACUAUUGCUGAACUAGAAGCGGAAUUGGGCCGUCUUGGGAAGCCUAUUGCUUCUGAUGCUGGAGGAAAGUUGUACAUGAUAAUGGAAAUUUGUCGUACUUUUGAUCAAAAUUUUAAAGAACAUCUUGAUGGCGUGCGCCCUGGUGGUGAUAAAAUCUAUAGUGUGUUUGAUAAUCAACUUCCAGCUGCUUUGAAGAGGUUACAAUUUGACAAACAUCUUUCUAUGGACAAUGUGCGAAAGCUAAUCACUGAAGCGGAUGGAUAUCAACCUCAUCUAAUUGCUCCUGAACAGGGAUAUCGUCGUCUUAUUGAGUCUUCCUUGGUAACUAUUAGAGGUCCUGCUGAGGCAGCUGUAGAUGGGGUUCAUGCUUUACUGAAGGAUCUGGUUCACAAGGCUAUUGGUGAAACUAUGGAGCUAAAGCAAUAUCCUACAUUGAGAGUGGAAGUGGGAAAUGCAGCUAUUGAGUCAUUAGAGAGGAUGAGGGAUGAAAGCAAGAAGGCAACCUUGCAGUUAGUUGACAUGGAAUGUGGUUAUCUAACUGUUGAAUAUUUUCGCAAGCUUCCCCAAGAUAUUGAGAAGGGUGGAAAUCCAACGCACUCAAUUUUUGAUAGAUAUAAUGAUUCAUAUCUCCGGCGAAUUGGAACCAAUGUCCUGUCCUAUGUCAAUAUGGUUUGUGGAAGUUUGAGGAACUCUAUUCCGAAGUCUGUUGUCUAUUGUCAAGUGCGUGAGGCCAAACGCAGCUUACUUGAUCAUUUCUUCACAGAUUUGGGUAAAAAGGAGUCAAAACAGCUGGGUAAAUUGUUGGAUGAGGAUCCAGCAAUCAUGCAGCGCCGGGGCAACCUUGCAAAAAGGCUGGAAUUAUACAGAAGUGCCCAACAAGAGAUUGAUGCAGUUGCUUGGUCCAAGUAGAGGGGAGCAGAUUUAUGUCUUCCCGUUGAAG